AGUGCUAACGGCUACGCUAAUGCAUUACAGAGCGCAGUUGGAGUCUCUGGCUGAAUGUGUCAUCUCCAUCCCGGACACAAAUUUACACACUAUCGCCAUGCUACUGCAGCAGUGAACUGUCUCCACGGCAAUAAAAAGAAACGACUGCACAUCCUUCUGCUUAUCGGUGAAACUAGGCAGGUGUGAAUGACCGACGUGGUGCCUACCACUGCCCUCAGUGAAAUACAACUUCGCCUGCUCUGCCACGAUGACAUAGACAGAAUUAAAGUGCUCUGUGGAGAGUGGUUUCCCAUUGAGUAUCCAGACUCAUGGUACCAUGACAUCACAUCAAAUAAGAAGUUCUUCAGUCUGGCUGCCACCUUCAGAGAUGGAAUUGUGGGGAUGAUUGUGGCUGAAAUAAAAAGCAGAACGAAAGUACACAAAGAGGAUGGAGACAUUCUGGCCUCCAGCUUUCCUGUUGACACUCAGGUUGCGUACAUCCUGAGUUUAGGAGUCGUGAAGGAGUUUCGCAAACAUGGAAUAGGCUCUCUGUUGCUGGACAGUUUAAAGGAGCACAUCUCCACCACGGCGCAGGACCACUGUAAAGCCAUCUACCUGCAUGUGCUCACCACCAAUAACACUGCCAUUCACUUCUAUGAGAACAGAGACUUUAAACAGCACCACUAUUUACCGUAUUAUUACUCGAUACGAGGAGUGCUCAAAGAUGGCUUCACCUACGUCCUCUACAUCAAUGGCGGACAUCCUCCAUGGACUAUCUUUGAUUAUAUCCAUCAUAUAGGUUCGGCACUGGCCAGUCUGAGCCCCUGCUCUAUUCCUCAGAGAAUCUACAGGCAAGCACAGAAUCUCCUGCGCAGCUUUCUUCCAUGGUCAGGCAUCUCUUCCAAGAGCGGCAUUGAGUACAGCAGGACCAUGUGAUGAUGGUCAACUCAGAAUGAUGCAAGGUGGAGGAGUUUGAUUGUUUGGGUCCCAUCAGAUGCUGAAGAGGGCCAUGAAGACUGAAAUCUGUUCUCUCUGCUCUGGAGCAGUGUAUUAAACUUGUACAUUAUAUAAAUAUAUAUAUAUAUACAUAUAUAUAUACUUUAAUAUAUGCAUUGUCAUUAGUGCAUUGCCCUUUUAAUAUAAACUCUCCACUUCAUGCCUGUAAUUCUGCUGCUGUGUAGAAACAUUCUAUUCUUUAUCCAGAUUUUUAAUAUAAAUAGAUGUUUUUUUUUAUAUUUGUGGCCUGUUCUGUAGGUAAUUUUAGGGUUUGAUGGUAGAUGUAUGCAUACCUUUUCCAUAUAGUCACUUUCAUGCAUGUGUCAAGUGUUUGUGCUUGGCACAGAGCAUAUAUUUCAGCCCGCAGUUUUAAGUUUGGCAUUUUUAUUAACAUUUGCACAGAGGCAAUGAAUGUAGUGUUGCUAAAUUGAAGGAAAUGAAGGCCACCGUGACAAAACCCUCCACUUCGACAUAUGUGUGUGUUGUUUAUGUCAAACGCAAAUGUGAAGACUCUUUUUAAAAUUCAGAUGAUUUUGGAUCCUACAGCAUCGUAUCCUGCCAUUCCAUGCAGUGUACUUCCUGUUCUUUUAAAGGGGAAAUAAAUGAAUGUUGUGGGAGGGGAGAAAUGCUUGAAUUUCAGUAUGUUGAUGUGAAUCAGGGAUUUAUUUACAAAAUAAAUGUGUGAAAAAUGCUCCUGCGUUACACAACUUGCAGAAUCAAAGAUGAUUUUUUAUUUGUUUAAGUCUGACCGUGUGUUCAUGGGGUCUUUGAUGAAAUACUGGUGAAGGAAUGUUUCUGUUAUUAUACCAUAGCAACUGUACUGUCAUACUGUAUGUAAUUGUAAUUAAUGCAUUUGGGAAACGUGUUUGUUCCAUCUUCUGAUUUGUAAACAAAAUUCACUUUUAUUUUGCAUCAAAAACGCAUGAUUUAAGCAAGGUAUCAAUACAGAACCACUAUCACCUUGUGCUAUUGAGUGUAAGAUUGUGUGUAAAUCUCCCUCAGUUGUUUAGAUUUUCUUUAAAUGUUGCAUUCUUGUGAGUUGGUAUGUUGUUUUACAUUUAAUUGUGUAACAUUUUCAUUGUCUAGUAGGUAGUAAGGAUUGAAACAUGGGAUUUAUUUUUGAUUUUACAGUAAUAAUAAACUAUUAAAUACAUUGGAACUCCCAAGAGAAAAUGAAAGGAAUUUAGAUGACAUGAAAUACUGAGAUGUUUGUGCUAAUCUGAAUUUUACAGUACCCUCUAGCGUUCACAGAGAGUACACAAAUGUUUUGUGCACUGUAAAACCCAAAAAGUUAAGGUAACUCAAACCAUUUAAGUUCAGAAACUAAUCCCAAUGAGUACUGUGAAUUUAAUCCAUUUGAGUAAAUGAAGCAAUUUGAGUACAGUAAAACCCAAUAAAUGAAGAGGACUUAAACCAACUGAGUACUGAAAAACCAAAUAAGGCAACUCAAGCCAUCUGAGGAAACCGAUUGCAACAAACCAUGAGUUAAAAAACUAAUCUAAAUGAGUACUGUGAACUUCAUUAAAGUUGAGGUAAUGAGGUAUUUAAUUAACUCAUUACCUUCAACACUGAGUUCAAAACUCUUUUCAAAUGAGUAGAGUUAACUUUCAGUACAUUUUGAGUUAACUACUCUCAUUUCAUUUGAUAAAGUUGACUCGGGUUUUACAGUGUGUUGUUUCUUUUAGCGAUUUGCAUUGUCAUCGUCAGUCCUUUAUUUAUGAAUUGAUCCUUCAUGCAUUAUGAACAUUUUUGAAAUGACCUAUAGGUAAGAGAGAAAUAAAAUACAUAAAUGAAA
Molecule: messenger RNA, 2770 nt
Organism: Danio aesculapii
Lineage: Eukaryota; Metazoa; Chordata; Actinopteri; Cypriniformes; Danionidae
Gene: naa60
Product: N-acetyltransferase 15 (GCN5-related, putative)
Exons: 7
Coding region: 187-915 (242 amino acids)
Biological process (GO): N-terminal peptidyl-methionine acetylation
Cellular component (GO): Golgi membrane
Molecular function (GO): protein-N-terminal amino-acid acetyltransferase activity; histone acetyltransferase activity
Source: RefSeq, a predicted model, not a curated record